AUGUUUAAUAGGAAACUGAAUUAUCCUUUUUUAAACUGUUUUAAAAAAAUUUUUUUUUCUGAAUUAAUAAAUAAAGAGAAGAAUGAUAAAAUAACAGGAAAUGUAGUAAAAUUUGAUAAAAGGAAAGGAUAUGGUUUUAUAAAGCCUAAUGAUGGAGGACCAGAUAUUUUUGUUCAUUACUCUGAUAUUUGUUACAGUAGAAGUUUUGCAAUAACUAAUGAUGAAAAAAAAAAAUUAGCAUGGACUUCGAACAUGGAUUUGAGGAAUAGCAAAAUUGAUUUUAAUUUUGAAAAUGAUAACAAAAAAAAGCAAGAAAUUAAAAAAGAGUUUAAAUACUUAAUACCAGGUGAAAAAGUAAAAUUUUCCGUUAUAUAUGACGAAAAAAGUCAUUCUAGUAAAGCAAUAAAUGUUGAGUAUCUUGAUUAA
This is a messenger RNA of Plasmodium relictum, 426 nucleotides long. Its product is annotated as cold-shock protein, putative. The transcript is spliced from 3 exons. Lineage: Eukaryota; Apicomplexa; Aconoidasida; Haemosporida; Plasmodiidae. The coding region runs from base 1 to 426 and encodes 141 amino acids. Gene Ontology annotation, biological process: regulation of mRNA stability. The record is from RefSeq and is a predicted model, not a curated record. Gene Ontology annotation, cellular component: cytoplasm. Gene Ontology annotation, molecular function: mRNA 3'-UTR binding.